This is a messenger RNA of Nannochloropsis gaditana CCMP526, 933 nucleotides long. RefSeq names its product inositol oxygenase (gene MIOX). The coding region runs from base 1 to 933 and encodes 310 amino acids. The transcript has a single exon. The record is from RefSeq and is a predicted model, not a curated record. Gene Ontology annotation, cellular component: cytoplasm. Gene Ontology annotation, biological process: inositol catabolic process. Gene Ontology annotation, molecular function: inositol oxygenase activity; iron ion binding.
AUGACCAAAACCGCCGGUCACCCGGCCGCAGAGCCAUGUACAGGUGUAACAGUGGCUCCUGCCGCGGAUGAGAUCACGAGCAUAAAGACGGCUACAGGCAAAAAUGUCAGCGAAUUUCGCAAUUAUACCGACUCCGCACUUCAAAUGCGUGUAGCAGCUCAUUACCGUGGAAUGCGACAAAACCAAACGGUGGACUUCCACAAGCGUAUGGAAGAGAAGUACUCUUUCGCUCCCGAGAAACAUCGCGCGGUCAUGAGCAUUCAAGAAGCAUUUCAGGCGCUGGAGAAAUAUGUGGACUCGUCCGACCCUGACAUCGACCUGCCCAAUCUUACACAUAUGCUUCAAACAGCGGAAGGGAUACGCAAAGCCGGCCACCCGGAUUGGAUGCAGUUGGUGGGCUUGCUGCACGAUAUGGGAAAAAUUCAAUUUCUAUGGGGCGACGCCUCCAACGGCCAAAAGGGGACCGCGCACGGUCCACAAUGGGCAUUGGGAGGGGACACAUGGGUGGUCGGCUGUGCCAUUCCCUCCUCCGUGGUAUUUCCUGAGUUCAACGCCCUGAAUCCGGACAUGCAGGACGCAAGGUACAAGAGCGCGGAUGGCAUCUACGAGGCAGGGUGUGGGAUCGAGAAUUUGCGGUGGGCGUGGGGCCACGACGAGUAUAUGUAUCGCAUGCUGGUGGCGAAUAAGACGACCUUGCCGAAAGCGGCCCUGGCCAUGGUCCGUUUCCAUUCCGCGUACCCCUGGCAUGAGAAAGGGGAAUACGCUCGAUUCAUGGGCCCUGGGGACGAGGUGCUCUUGCACUGGGUGCGGCUGUUCAACAGGUUCGAUCUGUACACGAAGGACGAGGAGAGCGCGGUGGAUGUGGAGGCAUUGUGGCCGUACUACCAGAAAUUGAUCGACAAAUACUUGCCACCUGGCAGGUUGCGAUGGUGA